AUGGCGACAAAGGCCGUACUCGACAUCAUGCAAGGCGUGCUGGUGUCGUUCGGCACGAGCAUGGCGACGGCAACGAGGGAGGAGCAGCGCACGUGGUGGGCGGAAGACGCCACGUGGCGAGCGGAGGACCUGGACUGGCGGGGAGAGGAGAAGGCGGUUUACGAGGCGGAAGGCGAACGCAGGAUACGAAUGCGGAAGUUCGUGGAGAAGAAUCGGCGUGACGUAGAGGAGAAGACGGAGCAACUGAAGGCCAUAUCCAGCAUCUCGGCUCUCUUUGGUCUCUGUGCCACAGUCACGCUUACCCAGCUCAGCCUGGAUAAGGAGGGAGAGACUACCGCACCUAUUGGCUUGAUUGCUUUAUAUGCACUCACAACAGCACUCGUGGAGGGCCUCAUGAUUGUCUCCAUGGUCACCUGCGCGCUGCUUCUAGGAAGCAUCUUGAAGGUCGGCAAGACCUUUGUGAGCGAGCGGGAGGAGCAGGAGUUCAUGGCGGCGUGCCUUCGCUUCUGCGCGCUCUACCAGCGAGGCGACCGUCCUCCCCACCCCCGCAAGUCCUUUGAGGCCUUCUGGGCUUCCAGGUGA
Messenger RNA from Closterium sp. NIES-65, 582 nucleotides. The record is from the annotation of a GenBank genome assembly. Lineage: Eukaryota; Viridiplantae; Streptophyta; Zygnematophyceae; Desmidiales; Closteriaceae.